This is a messenger RNA of Perkinsus marinus ATCC 50983, 536 nucleotides long. RefSeq lists its product as hypothetical. The annotation marks the transcript as partial. NCBI's taxonomy places the organism in Eukaryota, Perkinsozoa, Perkinsida, Perkinsidae. The transcript is spliced from 7 exons. The record is from RefSeq and is a predicted model, not a curated record.
AUGGACCAUGGCCUCAUCGCCGCCUAUAAACUCAAUGGAAGUAUCGGUGAGUGUAAGGACUUCGACAAGCAGCUACAGCGUUACGUUGUUCUCUUAGAUGGUGAUGUCACGAAGAAAGUUAAACCCGAGAAUGUAAAGGUGCUAACAAGCUAUCGCAACAGCCAAAUCGUCCCGACUCUACAGCAAAUACGGAGCAUAAGAGACAAUCGGGUCUCCGUUUCGUUGUCGUAUCUCGAGCAGUGGCAGUUGUGUCCGAUGCCAUGUGUGCUGUCGAGCAAACAUCUCACUAAUUGGGAGGAUAUAAAAGGAGAUCGGAGAGACAGGGAUGAAUACUUAGCCAAGAAGCUGUGUUCGGCCUCGUCUCUUCCGAAGGACUUUGUAGACUCCAACGUCUUCUACGUAUCUUAUCCUCGGACACAGCUCAAUCCGGAUCCCCUUUUUAUGCCUGAUAAUCAAGCUGAAGUCAGUCACACAUCUGAUGAUGGGUCGGCCAGUGUGGAUCCCUUCGACGAGGAUGCCCCGCUGAUCGAUCAUCU